Messenger RNA from Alternaria atra, 1539 nucleotides. RefSeq lists its product as uncharacterized. Gene Ontology annotation, molecular function: tRNA (cytidine-N3)-methyltransferase activity. The record is from RefSeq and is a predicted model, not a curated record. The coding region runs from base 1 to 1539 and encodes 512 amino acids. The transcript has a single exon. NCBI's taxonomy places the organism in Eukaryota, Fungi, Ascomycota, Dothideomycetes, Pleosporales, Pleosporaceae.
AUGGCUGCGAAUAUGGAUACCAUGGACCACGGAACCGCGGACACUAUGAAUGGUGCAAAUGCCCAGGAUAGCGGCGACUCCAGAUUCCAAACGGACAAUACCGUGUCAAGAAAACCACAGCCGAAACAGCAACUAUCCAAAGCAAUGGAACACAUGCGCUUCGCAGUCACAGUCGAUCCUAUACCGCACGCUUCAACUUCCACACCACCACCAGAUGCCUCCGAUCCCGCAUCUCCACCCACCCAAGAAGGCACCGAGAACGACGCUUACGGAGUGCCUGCUUCUCUACAGCCCGUCCGCGCCCCACCCUCUCGCUCCCACGACCCUGGCAACAACCAAAAGCGCAGUGAUCCCUUCGCUUUCGGUUCGCGCUACCUCGAGGAAGGCGACAACAUCUUCGAAUUCAAUGCCUGGGACCACGUAACCGUCGACUCCAACUAUCUCGCCUUUUCCGAAGAACAAUAUUCCAGACAACGGCAAGAACCCGUCUCGGACUUUGAUCGCAAACGUUACAACGACCAGCCCGAGAAGUGGUGGAACCAGUUUUACAAGAACAACAAGACAAACUUCUUCAAGAACCGCAAAUGGCUGGCGCAGGAAUUUCCGAUACUAGAGGAGUUGGGCGCAGAGAAUGGACCUGAGGUCACCUUGUUGGAGGUUGGCGCCGGAGCGGGCAACAGUGCGUUUCCCAUUCUGCAGAGGAGUCAGAACAAGAGGUUAAAAAUACACGCGUGUGAUUUCUCUAAAAAGGCAGUCGAACUUAUACGCAACCACGAACUCUACGACCCGGAACGCAUACAAGCCGACGUAUGGGAUGUAGCCGCAUCCCCCGAGUCCGAAAACAGCGGCCUCCCUCCAGGCCUAACAGAAGGCAGCGUAGACGUCGUACUCAUGAUAUUCAUCUUCAGCGCCCUGAAUCCCAAACAAUGGGACCAAGCCGUCCGCAACAUCUGGCGGGUCCUCAAGCCGGGCGGCCAGGUCCUCUUCCGCGACUACGGCCGUGGCGACCUAGCUCAAGUCCGCUUCAAGAAGGGCCGGUAUAUGGAAGAAAACUUCUACGUCCGUGGCGACGGCACGCGAGUUUACUUCUUCGAGCAGUCUGAACUCGAGGACAUUUGGGGUGGAGCGGCCAGAAAACGCGAUACGACGAUUGGCAAUGUAGCGGGUACAACGAUAUCCCAGACGGAGGCUGAAGGUGUCAUCGCAGAUCAAAUUGAGAGUUUGUCUCUUCAUGAUCCGAGCUUGCAGACGAAAGAGCAGAGCCAUGAUGAUGUCAAUGAUCUCGAGACCCCCAGACCGGGAUUCGAGAUUGCGCAUAUUGGCGUGGAUAGACGCAUGUUGGUUAAUAGGCAGAGGAGGUUGAAAAUGUAUAGGUGUUGGAUGCAGGCUGUGUUUCGCAAGGCGGGCAUGGAGAGCGAGGUGCCGACAAGUACGCUGAGGCAGGAUAAGGAGGAAGAGGAGGAGGAGGAUGGACAACAAGAAGGAGGGAGUCGGGUGGGCAAAGAGGAUGCUGUAGAAGGAGGGGGCGUCAAGGUUUAA